AUGGGACUUGCCGCCGGCUCGCUCACACCGGUCCCGGGUCCAUCUGGUGCCGAGGCCGGAGCUCGCAAAGGCGGUGACGAUUGCCAUGGCUCAUCCUCUAACUCCUCAUGCAAAGCGGCUGUUGUCGCUCUGCGCUCGCCGUGGCACGUUGGACCAACACUGACUUCGGAACUGGAGAUAAGGGGGAAAGACCCUUUAUUCUUGGUCGUUCUCUCGGCUCGACGCCAAGUGGCUCGAGUGACCUCGAUUCUCGAAUGUUGCGCUAUAUUGCGUUGGCGCUUGCAAGUUGUCCUCCCGGAGAGACACGCAUACACACAGUCUAAGCCUACGUCUCCGCCGAUCACCACCGUUGUGUCGUCGUCGAUUCGCACCAACUGCGUUCCCACCGCAUUUCUCCAAGUCGAAGUGGCGGCCUUCGGAUCUGAAACGAGAGAUCCAUCAACUGCUUACCGCUUCCAACCCUUCUUAAACACGGUGCCGACUCGUUCAAGCUGGCUUCUGAUUCUCUCCCCGGUCCCCCCUCCUCCCGCCUCUGCCCUCGCCGUAAAGGAUAACGCUGAGUUCACUCGCGACCCUUUCGGUAUCCCUACAACCCGCUGCCAUCGUCUCUUGCUACUAGCACCAACGAAGCAAACUUUGGACCGUUACUCAGACCCAUCAUCGCCAAUGUCUUCCGCCACCACUGCCCACGACCAAGCUCCGUCAUCUCCAGCCGCGUCAGAAGGUUCUUCUUCGCGGUCCAGUGCGCCGCCAUCGACACCCCCAAUGACAACGUCCCUCCCAAUUGCCACCACUUUCAUGAACUUCACGAGCGAAGACACUAUCAACGGAGUUCCCAGCCUCGCCGGUGUCAAACGCACUGCGAAAAACAUCAGAAGAGUCAAUACUGCUGAACGACGGGCAACCCACAAUGCUGUUGAGCGUGCCAGACGCGAAACACUCAACGGGCGGUUCUUGGACCUUGCCGCACUCCUCCCCAACCUCAAUACCAUUCGUCGUCCAUCCAAAUCGGCCAUUGUCAAUUCGUCAAUCGCGCAUCUCAAUGCCUCUCGGCGGCACCGUAUCCUUGCGGCUCAAACUCUCCGCAUGAUCAAAGAGGAAACAGACGCGCUCCGUCACGAGAUUAACCAAUGGCGCGCGCGGGCUGGCGUUCAAGGGCUUGAGGAGCCAAUGCGUGGUGAUGGGUUUGGGCUCAUCCUCACUGGGGAGCUUGAGUUUGAACAGUCGGAUUUGCUGGACGGGAGCGAAGAGGGCGAGGAGGAUGGGGAUGGCGCGUAUGGGAGCCGCCCGUAUUCUUCUGGCGGAGAGCCAUCAGCUGAAGAAUAUGCUCUUCAACGAGCCCAUGCGGAGAUGCUUGCUGCCCAAGCCCACCAAGCCCAGCUUCAGCACCAAGAUCACCUGCGUGCCCAACAGCAAGCCGCGUUCAAUGGCGAGCCACACACACCUCCAGGCUAUUACAGCUCUCCAGCCGUUGUCCACACCCGACUCGAUGCUGCCUACGAGAACCCCUCGGCGGGCUACUACGAGCCGGCGGUCCAUCCAACUUCGGUCGACAUGGAGCAACAAUGGGCUGCCGUCGCUUACGAGAAACAACAACGGAUACUCCACCACCAACAGCACCACCAGCCGUCCUGGUGA
Messenger RNA from Mycena indigotica, 1638 nucleotides. RefSeq names its product BHLH domain-containing protein. The transcript has 6 exons. The coding region runs from base 1 to 1638 and encodes 545 amino acids. NCBI's taxonomy places the organism in Eukaryota, Fungi, Basidiomycota, Agaricomycetes, Agaricales, Mycenaceae. Gene Ontology annotation, cellular component: RNA polymerase II transcription regulator complex. The record is from RefSeq and is a predicted model, not a curated record. Gene Ontology annotation, biological process: positive regulation of transcription by RNA polymerase II. Gene Ontology annotation, molecular function: protein dimerization activity; DNA-binding transcription factor activity.